AAUAUUUAAAGUGGUUGACAAAGGUACCUGUGAUACGGUUUCCUACAUAAGAAUUGUAUCUCACAGAUUCCUUAUACUUCGGUGUACUCCCAGAGUCCAGAGACUACAAUGGGAGUAUGGAAGUACAAUGGGAGCACGGGAGCACGUGUUUUCCUCCUUGCUGGGCUCUCAUGUACUCCCAUUGUACUUCCGGAGUCCAGGGAGUACAACGGAAGUACGGGAGUACAGCGGAGUAUAGAGAGUACUGGAGUACAUGGUGUUGUUCUUGAGAAAUAGGAAUAUCUAAAGUGGUUGACGAAGGUAUCUAUGAUACGGUCUCCUACAUAAGAAUUGUAUCUCACACACUCCUUGUACUUCGGUGUACUCCCGGAGUCCAGAGAGUACAAUGGAACUACGGGAGUACAGUGGAGUACAUGGAGUACGGGAGUACGUGAUUUCUCCCUUGCUUUCACGUUACAGUGUUAAAGUGUUAAAGUAUGUUACUUUAACUUUGGCUUUUACGUUAAAGUUAACGUUAAACUCCCACUCGUAUGUUGGACUCCCUGUACUCCCAUGUACUCCCGGAGUCCAGAGAGUACAAUGGCAGUACGGGAGUACAAUGGGAGUACGGGAGUACGUGUUUUCCCCCUUGUUUUGAAUUCAUAGUUCUGUUUAUAGACAUGAGUCCUACAAAUCUGAAAGUUUAAUUCCAUUACGAUAAAGUCAAUGUAAAGUCUUGCACACUCUCGCAAGAAGCAUCCUAUUUUUAUGAAAUUUUUUUCAAAGUAAACCUGAUUGUCCUGGCGGUGGUGAUGAAUCACCAUUAUGUAAUAAUGAUCAAUGUUCAAUUGAUAAUGGUGGCUGUAGUCAUACAUGUCAUCGAUCACCAUUUGGUGCUUUAUGUCUUUGUCAACCCGGCUUUCAUGUACAAAAUACAACAAAUUAUAAAAAAUGUGAAGAUAUCAAUGAAUGUAUAGAAAAUCCAAAUGCAUGUCAUCAAUAUUGUUUAAAUACAAAUGGAAGUUUUAUGUGUUCAUGUGCUGAAGGUUUUGUAUUGCAAUCAGAUGGACAUAGUUAUGAAACUGGUAUUCGUUUAUUAACUACACGUCAAUCAAUAAUGGAAUGGUUUUCACCAACACUACGAACUUAUGGUCAAAUUAAUCUUGGUCCCAAUAUGCGUUAUAUAAUUGCAUUUGAUAUUGAUAAUCGAACAAAUACAUAUUUCUGGUCUGAUUUAGUAACAAACAUAAUCUAUAGUCGAACAGAGCGAGCAAAUAACUAUACUAAACUUAUUACAAGUGGUAAUAGUUUUAUAGCUGAUAUGGCAUUUGAUUGGAUUGGACGUAAUUUAUAUUGGACAGAUUAUAUGCUUGAACAUGUUGAAGUGUCAACAAUGGAUGGUCGUUAUCGUCGAAUAUUAUUUCAUGAAAAUUUAACAAAUCCAUGGUCAAUUGCUGUUGAUCCACGUGCUGGCUUACGAUAUUUAUUUUUAACUGAUUGGGGUAAAAAUCCACGCAUAGAACGUGCUAGUAUGGAUGGUCAACAACGUCUAAGUAUUGUUAAUGAUUCAAUUGAAAUGCCAAUUGGUUUAACACUUGAUUUAAUACGUCAAGAAAUUUAUUUUACAGAUCACCAUUUAAAUUUUAUUGAAGUUGUUAAUUAUAAUGGUGAAAAUCGACGAAAAAUCUUAGCUAAUUCACAUUUUUUACAUGGACCAAUAUCAAUAAAUGUUUAUGAACAAUAUCUUUAUUGGUAUGAUUCAUUUUCAAAUGAAGUAAGACGUUUAAAUCGUUUUGAACAUGGUAUAAAAGCACAAAAACACGAAAGAAUUUUAUCAAGAUCAGGAAUAAUUUCAAUGAAAAUGUCACAUCAAAUUUAUCAACCAUAUGAAACAAAUCCAUGUCAACAACAAUCUCGUUGUACGCAAUUAUGUCUUCUCUCUCAUACUGCACCAUUAGGUUAUACAUGUGCAUGUUCAACUGGCUAUAUUCUUGAACAAGAUCAAAUUACAUGUGCAAAAGAUCAUUCACCAUUUAUUAUUUAUAUGAGACGUGAUACAAUUGGUGGUAUUAG
Messenger RNA from Rotaria sp. Silwood1, 2052 nucleotides. NCBI's taxonomy places the organism in Eukaryota, Metazoa, Rotifera, Eurotatoria, Philodinida, Philodinidae. The record is from the annotation of a GenBank genome assembly.